UAUUGUUGGUAGUUUUUAUUGAUGGUUUCGCAGUUAAAUAAGUUGUUUCAUUGUAGGAAAGGUAUUGUAGGAAAGGUAUUAGUUUCGUAUAAGCCAAACGAAAUUAUUUGAUUAUUUAGUACAUCUAUAAGUAAAUUUAGGUUAUCAUGGCCACUGAAAUCAUGAAGUCUUUUGGGGCUCUGCAAGCAGAGCUUGAGAAAGCAAAGGAUAACCUUAAAGGAGUCGAUGAACACAUUAAAAAACUUAUAGGAAGAGAUCCAAGCGAAGGACAACAGCGGCUUGGUGUGAAAAGGCCAGCUGCGCAGCCUGAGGAGUUUAGGGGAAGAGGACGUGGAUUUACCCCAGUGAGGGGCCGACGAGACCCUGGUGGAAGACCUGAAGAAGAGGAGUCACCACUCAUCAAGAGAAGACCUGGUGACCCUAGGACUGUGUUUAGCAGAUUGUCAGGUCCACCGAGGUUGAAACGGGAAGGAGAUAGUGGUGAUGAAGAGGAGGUUGCAAACAAGCCUGCAAUUUCAUCCAGAGUUAUCGCUACCCCUAAAGAACUACCAUCAAGACAGGAAGCCAUGGCUGCACAAAGCAAAGAUGAAAGAAGCAAGGCUAGGAACAGAAGGAUGUUUGGUGCACUUCUUGGUACUCUUCAGAAAUUUCGUCAAGAAGAAACACGAAUGAAAGAUAAGGAGGAGAAGAGAGCAAAAGUCGAAAAGAAACUGGAAGAGAAUGCGAAACGCGAGAAGGAGGAAUUGAAAAAGGAACGCCAAGAAUUGUUUCAAGAGAGAAAACGGAAACAAGCUGAGAUAAAGAAAAUCGAACUGAAAAUGUUAAGAAUUAAGGAGCAAGAUGAAUGGGAAGCUAAACAUAGGCAUCUUCUAAACUUCAUUCAGACCCGAUCCAAGCCUCAUAUAUUUUAUCUUCCAAAAACACACAACUUGAAAACAGAAGAAAGACUUGUUGCCAGUCAGAAGGUUGUUGCAAAAAUGAUAGAGAAAAAACGUCAAGAGGUUCAGUUGGAGUUAGAGGCCAUUGAAAAGCGGGGUCGCUGGCGGCAGGGCUUAGGAGAGUCCGAGGGAGGGAUGGGGCAGGCAGCGAGUGCUGAGCUUCAGUCCAUGGUUGAUAUGGAAACUUUGGAGGCGGGGGACAAGGAGAAUCGGCUAGGGGGUGGUGUUGAUGUUAAUGUAGAUAAGAAUGAAAAUGUUGAAGGCCCAGAAACAGGUAAGGUUGCGGGUGGGAUUGAAAGGACAGAGAAAGGCCAGAUAGUUAGCCUUCCUGUAGGUUGUCAGAUUGGAUUGGAUACGGACGUCAUGGAUUUUAGGGAUAAUGAACAAGAUGUAAGGAAACAAAGUUUAGAAAGAGAUAAAAUUUCUACUGUGCUUGUAAAGAUUGAGAAGGAGGAGGAGGAGGAGGAUGACGAUGAUGACGACAAUGAUGACGACGACAAUGAGGAUGAUGACGAUGAUGAUGAUGAUGAUGAUAAAGAUAAUGAUGAAAGGGAUACAAUUUUGCCUCUUACUUCCUCUGAAAAGAAACUUGGAGAAUCUAAAUAUAAAUUAGAAGCAGAUGUACAGGAACAGUCUGAGGCUGUAUGAAUGUUAGCGACCCUUAGUAACCUGCAUGUUCAUAUAGCCGCAUAAUUAUAACGUUUUAACCAGGUAAAUGCCUGUUCUCUUCCAGUGUGUGUGCGUGUGUGCAUGUGCUUGUGUUUGCAUGUGUGUGAGAGUCCUUACACAUGGAGUAAAAAAAUUGCAUUUGCCUCCCCCCCCCAAAGAGAAUUUAAGCAAUUUUGUUGCCUUCAGAGUCAGUAGUUUUGGGUUCGAGGAAUGGGCUUAUUUGAGAUCAUACGCGUUCGGUGUCAAGAGUUUAAAAACCGGCGAGCCAACUCGGUAACUCUGAAAAUUUGUGCGCCUGAAGUGUGUGAUGUCACGCUAACCCAUUCGCUAAAACUGCUCUGU
Molecule: messenger RNA, 1949 nt
Organism: Zootermopsis nevadensis
Lineage: Eukaryota; Metazoa; Arthropoda; Insecta; Blattodea; Termopsidae
Gene: Pnn
Product: desmosome associated protein-like protein pinnin
Cellular component (GO): catalytic step 2 spliceosome
Source: RefSeq, a predicted model, not a curated record